Molecule: messenger RNA, 3069 nt
Organism: Linum trigynum
Lineage: Eukaryota; Viridiplantae; Streptophyta; Magnoliopsida; Malpighiales; Linaceae
Source: the annotation of a GenBank genome assembly
CAACAACAAAAAUUAAACCAGAAUAAUGAGUAUGUAUCGCUAGAAAUUCAUCAACAUAAACUCCCUCUUCUUGCCACCAAUUGCUCAUUUUUUUGGGAAAUUCGGACAGAGAUUCGGCUCGGCUCGGCGGGUUUUGACUAAAAAACCUAAGAAAUGUUUUCUGAUGGCAGAUCGGACUUAGCCGCAAUCAACAGACCACUAUUUCCUAGGCUUUUGGGAGGGGAGGGGAGGGGUUAGAGAGCUAAUUCUAGAGAGAGAGUGUGAAGAAUGAUUGUGGUGUGAAAAAAUGAGAGGGGGGAGGGGGUAUUUAUACCCAUCAGACCGCACCCUCCAGGGGCGGUCGGGUAAUUUUGUCCAGGUCAAAACCGCACCUUGCCGAGGCGGUUUGCACUCCCCGAUGUUUGACCGCACCUCGGCGCAGCGGUCUUCGAUCCGUGGCAAGGAUCGCUGACCUAGCAAGCGGUCCGCCACUGGAUCGCAUCUUCAUCCUGCAGUCCCAAAGGCCGCUGCCCACCAAACACAAAACGCACCUCCAAGGUGCGGUUUCCAGAAUAAAACGCACCUCCAAGAUGCGGUUUAUACAUACAACGCACCUGGAGGGUGCGGUUUACUUAUAAAACGCACGUUCAUGGUGCGGUCUAUUAAAAAUGGUGCUAUUAGUAUAAUUUUUUCGGCUGGGUGCUAGUUUUAUUAUUUUUUUUAAAAGGUGCUAGUAUUGGAAAAAUCCCUCAUUUUCUACUACCUUUCCUCCUUUUCCUUGACGACCGAUUUGCACCUAAUCCAUGAAAUGGGAUCUCCCUGCAGUCAUAUAUAUAUUAUUAUAUGGAAGAGAAGUCGUCAACAACAGGAGCUAGCUAAGCCGAGGAAAUUAUGAGGAAAGUAACAACUUCUCCUUGCUGCCUCAAUGCUUCCUCCUUCAUCGGCUAUAUAAAUUAACCACUCGCCAAACUUGCAAAUAUAUCCCAACAAGAUAUAGCCACACAAAAAAAAAAAAAAAAUACUUGAUUAGCUUUACAGUUGACUUCAACAGAGAGCCAGAGAUCAAUAUGGGAGUCCCUAGAGGAGCACACUCACCUUUAGCGACGAUUUUCUUCGUCGCCAUAGGGUUGCUCCUCCUGUGCCCAACAACAAACGCUCAACUAACUUCCACAUUUUACGCCACCACCUGCCCGAACGUCUCCAGCAUCGUCAGCACCGUGAUCCAGCAAGCUCUCCAGUCCGACGCCAGGAUCGGCGCCAGCCUCAUCCGCCUCCACUUCCACGAUUGCUUCGUCCAGGGAUGCGACGGAUCGAUCCUGCUGACCGACAACUCGACGACGAACAUCCAGAGCGAGCAAAACGCCGGGCCGAACGUCAACUCGGCUAGAGGGUUCGGCGUGGUCGACAACAUCAAGACCGCCGUCGAAAAUGCCUGCCCCGGCGUCGUUUCGUGCGCCGACAUCCUUGCUCUCGCCGCCGAAGCUUCUGUUUCUCUGUCAGGAGGGCCGUCGUGGAGCGUGCCGUUGGGGAGAAGGGACGGCAGAAGUGCGAACCAAGGGGGAGCCAAUGCUUCGAUUCCUUCUCCUUUUGAUAAUCUGGCGAACUUAACUUCCAAGUUCAGUGCAGUUGGGCUCAACACCAACGAUCUUGUUGCAUUAUCAGGGGCCCACACAUUCGGGCGGGCGCAGUGCCGGACAUUCGUGAACCGGCUGUACAACUUCACGGCGUCGGGACCCGACCCGACCCUCAGCUCGUCGUACGCCACGACCCUGCAGCAGACAUGUCCACAAAACGGCAACGGAGCCGCUCUUGCGAACCUGGACCCGACGACGGCGGACGCCUUCGACAACAACUACUUCGCCAACCUCCAGAACAACCAGGGGCUGCUGCAGUCCGACCAGGAGCUGUUCUCCGCUACCGGGGCUCCGGCGGCGCUGGUCAACUCGUUCAGCAGCAGCCAGACCGCUUUCUUCCAGAGCUUCGCCCAGUCGAUGGUCAGCAUGGGCAACAUCGGCCCUUUGACCGGGAGCAGCGGGGAGAUUAGAAGGGACUGUAAGAUGAUUAAUUAAAAAAUCUGAUUAUGAAUUAAUGCACGAGAUUGAGUCAGGGUGAUUCGUUCGAAUGAGGACAAAGGGACAUGCAAAAAAAAAAGUUUGUUUGUGGAAAUUUUGUGGCGUUGCUGUGGGAGUUGAAAUAUUCUCAAUGUUUAGGUUUUGUGUUCAUGCAAGUAUUGAAUUGUCAAGUUGUUGUUGUGCUGAGGAAGGUGAACAAGAAAAAUAGAGUAAUGACCUGGAUUUUUAUUUUUUAUCUUUUUGGGUUCCCUGUACUCAUUUGAUUUAAUGGGUUUGAAAAAUAAAUUAAAAUACUAUUAGAUCUAGUUCCGACCCGUUGGCCGAAUACAUUUUAUUAAUGGUAGAAUCAGUGGUGUAGUAAGAAAUUUAGUUCAGAAAAGUCCAACAUAAAUAUUGUCGGAUUUGCACAUUUUGAGUUCUACAUGAAGACUUCAUUCUACGGGAUUCAUCAGCAAAAUUGUGCUUAAGUCAACAAAUUCUUGAUGAAGGAGUCGAUCGGUAUCUCCACUAUUUGUGUCGCCAAAUCAUCGUCAUAAGGAUUGUUCGAGGCCUUAUUUACGGAAGGUACAAGCAAAAGAAACUACAACAAUUGUAGAGCAACCCUUAGCUCAUUCCUAGCCAGCCAUGGUGCUAAUGCUACCAUGGAAAUGGUCUCCAAUCAAGAAAAUGCAUAGUGGCUUCUCAGCGAAAAUCCAGGAAAGCCACAAGAAUGCGAUUGGCUUGGUCGGUCAGAACAAUGAAUGAUAUGUGACUGGAGCAGGACCGAACCCAAUGCGAUUGUAUCACAUGUUGGUGGUUAGCACUUAGCAGGUUGAUUCAAGGAUGUAUUGGUCGAUAAUGGGUGGGUUGACGAGAGGGCUUCUCUUGUAUUUGUGGUCUAUGGUUGGUGGUCCUCCCAUGUAUUAGUAUGUUGGUCUCCUCCCCAUCUCCCAAUUUAUCCUAAUACCAAUAGUGUCUUUUCACCCAUUCUUCCUCAUUACUAGUAGUAAACUCAAUUAAAUUAAAAAGUGUUAACGCA